GCAAAGACUAUGUGUGUAAUUCGAGCAACUCUUGGGACAGAGGUAUGAAUCCGACGUAUCUAUCGCGUUUUUUCUUCUUUGACGAUUGUAGAGCUCCAAUUUGCGGUUUUUUGCUUGUGUUUGCACUAAGGAGCUUUAAAAGAUGCAGUCUUUGGCACUGACAGAUUUUCAGCCUGAUUUGUAAAUAUUGCAUAAUGGUGUUUUCUCAAAGGUUUAACAAACAUGUACGAGUGGGAAAGGGGUGUUUAAGUAAAGAACAAGUCCUGUUUGUUUUCCUAAGAGCAACUUACCAUUUGGUUAUUAGUUGUUUUCAGAAUAGCACAUACUUUUGAUUCUGUAAGUUGUAUCUGGUUGUUUCUUUUCAGUGUAGAAUAAUGAAGACUUUCAUUCUUAUUUCUAUCUUUUAUAUCCUAAUAGAGGCUGUUUUCUGCGCUUCUCAGAAAUUUGAGAUUUUCUUCAUAAAUCUGGAUAGGAGAGGAGAAAGGCGAGUGGAGGUGGAUCAAGAACUCAAUUCUGUCUUCCCGAAUAUGACUCACCACAGACUGAAGGCGGUAGAUGCCAGGGAACUAAAUAAGGACGUGCUGGUUGAAAAUGGAGUGAAAGUGAUGGAAGGAUACCUGGACCCAUAUCACAAAAGGCCGAUGAAGAUGGGCGAGGUUGCGUGUUUCCUUAGUCACCACUCAGUGUGGACUGAAAUAUCCAACAGUAAUAUCCCACUCACUCUUAUUGUGGAGGACGACGUCAAAUUCAACCGAGGAGGAAAGGAGAACCUCGAAAAGCUUCUCAACGCAGUCAUUGAGGAAUUCGAGGAGAAGGGAGGGGAGCUGUUGUAUCUGGGACGGAAGCCACAAGCAGACGAUCUUGCGUGUGAUGACUGUAAACUUCUGUCCAGACCAGGCUACUCCUACUGGACAGUGGCCUACAUGUUGACUGCAGAAGGCGCCAAGAAACUCCUGAACACGAAGGUGCUGAGCCAGAUGAUUCCAGUGGACGAGUACAUUCCCAUGAUGUUUGAUCAGAAUCCAGAAUUUGAUUCUUGGAGUGAGCGUCUCUCAGAAACAGAGUUGGAGAGUGUACUUUUGAAAGCUUACUCUGCGACGAACUUGUUAGCAGAACCCAGAUGGUACCCCUCGGAUAAUUCGAGCUAUGUCAGCGACACGGAGUUGUCAGACAUCAUUCAUGAAACAUAGUUUAGCUGUGUUCUAUUCUGUUCGCCUUAUAAUUUCAAUAAAAGUUCACUUAUCA
This is a messenger RNA of Symsagittifera roscoffensis, 1245 nucleotides long. Its product is annotated as glycosyltransferase 25 family member-like. Gene Ontology annotation, molecular function: procollagen galactosyltransferase activity. The record is from RefSeq and is a predicted model, not a curated record. Lineage: Eukaryota; Metazoa; Xenacoelomorpha; Acoela; Convolutidae. Bases 375 to 1190 code for a protein of 271 amino acids. The transcript has 6 exons.